Molecule: messenger RNA, 2575 nt
Organism: Hemicordylus capensis (graceful crag lizard)
Lineage: Eukaryota; Metazoa; Chordata; Lepidosauria; Squamata; Cordylidae
Product: calcium-activated chloride channel regulator 1-like
Exons: 9
Coding region: 115-2004 (629 amino acids)
Molecular function (GO): intracellularly calcium-gated chloride channel activity
Source: RefSeq, a predicted model, not a curated record
AUUUAUUCUAAUCCAAUGUGUUUUCCUUUUAACCUGCUUUUCCUUCCUUCCUUCUUUUUUUAAAAGGUUACUCAGUUCUGCGACAAGAGUAAUCAUAACAUCCAUGCACCAAAUAUGCAGAACAAACAAUGCAACCAAAGGAGCACAUGGGAAGUAAUCAUGACUUCUACUGACUUUGCUAGUUCAUCUCCACUCAAAGCUCCUCCACCUGCCCCCACUAUCUCCUUGCUGCAAACACAAGAGAGAGUUCUGUGUCUAGUACUUGAUGUUUCUGGAAGUAUGGCUUCAUAUAAUCGCAUUAAUCGACUGAGGCAAGCUGCAGAACUAUUCAUUUUACAAAUCAUUGAAAAGGGUUCCUGGGUUGGAAUUGUCACAUUCAGUAGUUCUGCAACCAUCAAGACUGGUUUGCAACAGAUAAGCACUGACCAUGUGCGUAGUUCUCUUGUAAACUCGCUGCCUACCUCGGCUGCUGGAGGAACCAGCAUUUGUUCAGGAGUCCGCUCAGGAUUUCAGGUCUUUUUACAGAAGUAUCCCAGCACUCAAGGCACUGAAAUUGUGCUCUUGACAGAUGGAGAAGACAAUACAGUGAGGUCUUGCUUUGAUGAAGUUAAGAAAAGUGGCUCAAAAAUUCACACCAUCGCCUUGGGGCCAAGUGCUGCGCCAGAACUGGAAAUACUGGCAGACAUGACAGGAGGUUUGAAGUUUGCUGCCACUGAUAGUUUGGAUUCCAAUGGACUCAUAGAUGCUUUCAGUACAAUUUCAUCAGGAAGUGGAAAUACCGCUCAAAUAUCUAUUCAGCUUGAAAGUAAAAGCAACAGCAUCAGUUCUGGCACGUGGCUGGAUGGUCUGAUAUCCAUUGAUAAAACUGUAGGAAAAGACACAUUCUUCGUAGUCACAUGGAGUAAGAGCACAUCUUCACCACUAAUUUUCCUGACGGAUCCCAAAGGGAAAAAAUACCUUCAAAAAGACUUUGUCAUUGAAAAGACCAAUGUCCGAACAGCUCGACUCAAGCUUAAUGGAAUUGCAGAGGUGGGAGACUGGACUUACUCCAUCCAGAAUACACACUCAGAGGCUCAAGUCAUAUCGAUGACCGUCACCACUCGAGCAGCGUCUUCAACUGAGCCUCCAGUGACUGUGAAGGUGUAUAUGAAUAGAGAUUCCAAUAACUUUCCUAAUCCAGUGAUAGUUUAUGCAGAAGUCAGUCAAGGAUUUUUGCCUGUUAUUGGUGCAAAAGUUAUAGCCACAGUUGAACCAGAGUCUGGAACAGCUGUAGAAAUGGAACUUCUUGACAAUGGUGCAGGUGCUGAUAUUGUCAGGCAUGAUGGAAUCUACUCAAGAUAUUUCACAUCUUUCAAAGGAAAUGGUAGAUACAACAUUAAAGCGCGUGUCCAAGGGAAAGAGAAGACUGCCAGACGCAUCCGCAGACAGAGCCAGGCUUUAUAUGUACCAGGUUUUAUAGAAGAUGAUGUAAUAACGAUGAACCCACCAAGACCUGAGGUCAGUGAUGAUAAAAUCCAAGCAGAUCUAGGGAAUUUCAGCAGAAUUGCAUCAGGAGGCUCUUUUGUAAUGGCAGGAGUUCCUGCUAAUCCCAAGGAUGUCUUUCCACCUGGAAAAAUCACUGACCUUGAGGUAGAGCUAGUGGGUGAUGCUGGUGAAUUCCUUUUGUCAUGGACAGCUCCUGGGAAUGAUUAUGAUACAGGAAAAGCUGAAAGAUAUGAAAUAAAAAGGAGUGCAAAUGCCUUGGAAUUAAGAGAUGCUACCUUUCAGAGUGCCAUUUCUGUGAACACUACUGGUCUGACACCUGCUGUUGCUGGAGUCAGACAAUCCCUUCAGUUCAAGGCUGAAAAUGUCAACAGAGAUAAUGACACCAUAAUCUACUUUGCAAUUCGUGCCAUUGAUAACAGCAACAACGUUGGAGAAGUAUCUAACAUAGCAAGAGCAGUUAUGCUUGCUUCUCCAUUGCCUCCUUCUUUUAAUAAGGAAAUCAUCCACACUUGUUUAUAAAUACUGCUCCCACAACAGCGAUCACAGUAUGUGCUUGUGUAAUUACUGUGUUAUUAUAUGUACAAGAUUUUUUGUUUUACAAAAGCAGAAAACAGACAUUUGGAGACUGGAAUGUUAUCAUGACUUUAACAUCUAAGAGAUAAGAACUUAACAUCUAAGAAAUUAUGCAAUAGAGAGAGAAAUAUAUGCUGUCUGUGCUAUUUAGGUACAUCUACUUUAAGCCCGUUUUUGGAAAAUGUCUAUUCCGUUUCCACCUCUGAUUCUGAAGGCUCUCAAUUAUAACACAGAUUACAUAAUAAAACUAAGCAUUUAUGUGGCAUUUUGAAUAAUAAAACUAUGCAUGAGAAUUCUAUUUAAUAAACAAAUUCAAAAGUGAAAUUAUUAUGGCUGAUUUCUGCAAUACUUAUGCUUAGUUUUAGAAGGAAAAAAUUUGGAGAGAAGAGACACAAUAAAAAUUGUUUCAAAAGAUACAUGUACUUCUUGUAAUUAUGAAUUUUCCGCUAUAUCUAGUUGACAGGAAAGCCCUGGCUAGAAUCUUGGAAAUCAUUAGCCACCUGGCUAGCUUUUCCUU